Molecule: messenger RNA, 2421 nt
Organism: Lodderomyces margitis
Lineage: Eukaryota; Fungi; Ascomycota; Pichiomycetes; Serinales; Debaryomycetaceae
Gene: MED5
Product: Med5p
Exons: 1
Coding region: 1-2421 (806 amino acids)
Biological process (GO): regulation of transcription by RNA polymerase II
Cellular component (GO): mediator complex
Molecular function (GO): transcription coregulator activity
Source: RefSeq, a predicted model, not a curated record
AUGCCGAAGCUCUUAGAUCUACUCCACGAGGCGAUUGAAAAGAAGGUACCUCAAAAGUCGUUUAUACUACUACUGGCACUAUGCACGCCUAUCACUGAUGACGAGAUUGUGCAUAUAUUUCAAUCACCACUCAACGACGAACAAGUGCGCCUUUUCGUGUAUUGGACAAUGAGUUCAGCAUCAAAUUGCCAAACUUUUUGGACCAACUUGGGAAAAGUCGAAGAUGGAAUUCAAGUGAGAUAUUUGCAAGAGGUGAGAAGAGAGUUCAACCAUCAAUCUUUUGUGUAUGAAGAAUUUACAAAAUACGCCAUUGAUUAUUUAAAUAGCAGCACUGUUUCUUCUGACGUUGUCAACGAGCUUGUACACUUUCUAGGCCUUACAAAGGAUUACUCGUCCAGUGAAUUUAUUGAAUUGUUCAAGUUGAUCAAGAAAAGUGGAUACAACUUGCAGCAGGCUACAAGAGGUGUAUUGACAUCUGAACAAUUGAGUCAUUUGGCUGAUCUAAAUUUGAUCGAAUCAGAGAGUGUCGAAGAUACGCCAGAAAUUGGGGUUUCAUUAGACGUGACCAAUAAGCUAGACACCUAUCUCGAGGUGAAACGGAAACUUUGGUUAUAUCAAUUAACUCGUGACUUUAACAAGUUACAACUCUAUGAAGAUGCUGGUAAAUUUUUGACUCAUUUCAGGUCGUAUGUUGUGAAUCAAGAAAAUAAAAAAGUGGCAGAGACUUUAGUGCUGCUGUUUCCGUUGAAUACUCAGGGAUUCCACUUGUUCAAUGUUGAAAACUUUAUCCUGACCAGAGUGCCAACGAUCUUGCAAGAACUAGGUGUGGAAAUAGAUCAAUUGAGCGUGCCUGAUGAAGUCAAGCAAUUGUUUAUAUCCAAAACAGAUCCGGAUUUGAAGAGAUUGCAAGACUUGGUAAAUACUGAUCCCGAGUUUACUUCGUUUGAGGAGAGUGGGUUGGUCGAGUUUGUUACUGAAUUAUCUAAAAGGGGCUCGCAGAAGGUCGUAAGUGAGAUUAUAUUGGACAAUAUGAGAGGAUUUAUACGCGCAAAGCAAUUAGAAAAGUUGCAUCGAUUAUUGCUUGCUCUUCUGAACAAUGUCGAGAUGGUAAACAUCAUUUUGUUUCAUACAAAUUUGUCAUUAUUGUACAUAUUGAUAGAUUAUGUUGAUUUUGAGACAUUCACAAUUGGUCCAGAUGAUGACUUUCAAGAUAUUUAUUCAUAUUGUGGUGUUGGCGUACUCAGUAUUCUAUUAAUUCUCGAAGUUUUCCAAAUCGACUUGUCAAAAUUAGAGCUAAAUUCCUAUUCUGUCGGUUUUGUGAAUAACUUUUACUAUCGAUUGGGUGAUAAUCUUACCAACAACACUCCAUUAGAAAAGGAUGAAGAUGACUUAACAAUUAUAGGAAACUACAACAAUUUGGUGAAUGAAUGGAUCAAUGCACUUUUCGACGAUUCAAAUGAUGGACUUUCGGACGAAUUAAUGAAGAGUUUGAGCAUAAAACAAAUCUACAAGUUGAUGCCCAUAAUAUACAAGCAGGCAAUUAUGGCAACAAGAUUGGGCAAAAUCAACUUUGCAAUAUUGAGUAAUGGGCUAGAUUAUAUAUCUCAGCCAUUCCUUCUACCGGUUACAGCGUGUCUUAUCAAAUGGAUGACAAGGAAUAGCAACGAUUCAAAAUUGUACAACCAAGUGAUUACAGAGUUGGUAAAAUCAAUUGUUGGUCAAGAUUCAAACAUAUUGUCCAGAAUUAUUUUGAACAUUUGUGGCAACGAUGUAAACAAAGUUGUUACCAAUGAAAACAUCAAACAGUAUAUUCAUUAUGUGCACGGAGAAAAAAAUGAUCAAUAUAGGCCAAUAGUUUGGGAAAAAGUCAAGUUUACUUCUAGUUUUGAACAAUUUGACCUUUUAUUGAAGAAUAAACGUGAUACAAUAUUUUAUAUGAUCCAAGAGCUGUACACAUUCCAAGAAACAAAGGACGAAAACAGCAAACUUUUCAUUAAUUUACUAGUUUCAAUUGCUAUUUCCGAUUCGAUUGAAGAUAGAGGCGAUGCGACGUACUGGAAGCAAGAAUUGAAUAAAGCAUUAGAUUCACCCACUUCAGGUCGCAAUGGUGAUAAAUCAUUUUUGUGCACCUUGGAUUACCAUUAUUCGUCUAUUUUUAACGACGAUGUCGACAAGACCAAUGAUGACAUGGACAAUGGUCUCCCUAGUUCCAACAAUAAUGAUGAUGAAGAAGGCGACAUCAAAAUGGAUGUGCCUACUAGUGAGGAGUUGAAAAUAGCACAACGUCAAUUAAUUCUACAGGAUAGCUUGCUUGCGCAUUUUAAAAGGAUCAAGGACAAGACAAACCAUACAAACUUAUUUUACAAAACAGUGAGACUUUUAACUGACAGGAUCUUGGAAGAACUUGACACUUGGAGUUAA